Arachis stenosperma is the source of this 1476-nucleotide messenger RNA. Its product is annotated as transcriptional regulator STERILE APETALA. Lineage: Eukaryota; Viridiplantae; Streptophyta; Magnoliopsida; Fabales; Fabaceae. The record is from RefSeq and is a predicted model, not a curated record. The transcript has 3 exons. Bases 1 to 1476 code for a protein of 491 amino acids. Gene Ontology annotation, cellular component: preribosome, large subunit precursor. Gene Ontology annotation, molecular function: protein binding.
AUGGACCAUGGACCAGAUGACCAAGUCCAAUUUGAAAAUGGUGAAAAUAUUCCUAUUCUACAUAUUGCAUCAACAUCUUCUCCUUCUCCUCCUCCUCCUCCUUCAAAUGCUGCUGCUUCCGACGCCAAUGCUGCCCCCGACUCUUCUUUCCGGAGGUCCACCCGCGAAUUCGGAGAGUCUUCCACUGCUCGCCAGCAACGUCUACGUGCCAUGAACGAGGCUCUCCCCGAGGUCCUUCUCGAAAUACUCGCUGCUCAAGUUGCCAUUGAUGCUUCCAACCGCCAUGGUCGCUUGGCUGCUGCUCCUGCCGUUGCUCGUUUGUUUCAGGUUUGUUCUACAUGGCGAGGGGUCUCACACUUGGAUCCACUGUGGCAGAGACUUACCAGAUUGAUCUGGCGCCGGGCCUACUUAAUACGCGACACGUGGCGAGAGGAGUACAUCUACUGGCAUCGGACGGCUAGGAACUUUGCAUUGGGAGCACCCUCUUUCCAUGUCCCACACUUCGAUCCUUCUAUGCCUCCCAAUGGCGCCGGCGACCGUCAAACCCUGCUAUGCCGCUGCCUUGCUCUCUCUGACCGCCACCUCGCCUGCGGCUUUGCGGACGGCACGGUCCGCCUUUUCGAUGUUGAGACUCUCGCCCACGUCAGCACAUUCCGGACUAACCACGGGCCGCGGUUCGGCCCGUUCUCCCGGUCCGUGUCCGGAAUAAUCCUCUCUAACAGCACGCUCACCUUUGCUAGACUCGACGGGGAUAUUUUCGUGGCGUCGGUCAACGUGGCCAACGAACCACCGCAACAGGUGGUUGCGGGUGACGUGGUGAACAACGGCGUUUUAGUUGAGUUCGCGGGAAACAGUCGGUGGUGGGUGGGCUUAUACGCAGGCCUUCCGGGCCGGGCUUUCCAAAUAUGGGACGCGCCCAACCAGCAACUGGUAUCAGUGGGCGGGACGUUAACAGAUCCGGAAACGGUUAUGGGAUGGCACAUGCUAACAGAAUUAGUUGAGCCAGUUGGGCGCGUGAGAGUAACGGAACCAGAUUACGUCGUGGCGUGCACGAGCUCGAGAUUAGUUUGUUUUAGUUUGUGGAACCCGGAGGAAGUUAUACGCGACGUGGGUUCUGUUACGGGGUUCGUUGUAAGCAGUUUGGACGCGCGUCACGAUGCGUUUGUGGUUGUCGAGAGGAACGGUUAUGGUACCGUGCGACGCGCCAGCACGUUCGAGCGGUUGAGUAGGUUCCGGUUGAGGCCUCCGUGGGUUAGGGGUUUGUUAGCGUGCAUCAACUUGGGUUAUGUGUUAACUUACUCCGGGGUCUCUCGGAUGCUAAGGGUUUGGAACAUUGAGCAACUUGCUGGGGUUUUCUGUUGCGCGUUGGAAGUUAGGGAUAAUGCACCUGAGGGUAAUGCCAUGGUGGCAAAUGAAAGACACGUGGCGAUUUCUUGGAAUGACACCUUCAUACAGUUAUUGGAUUUUGGUGUAUAG